Molecule: messenger RNA, 1094 nt
Organism: Megalobrama amblycephala (Wuchang bream)
Lineage: Eukaryota; Metazoa; Chordata; Actinopteri; Cypriniformes; Xenocyprididae
Product: chitin biosynthesis protein CHS5-like
Exons: 5
Coding region: 146-991 (281 amino acids)
Source: RefSeq, a predicted model, not a curated record
GCUGCUUUUGGUUGGAGGAAAAGUCUGUCAGAGUCAUGCAUGUGAAUUUAGAGGUAGUAUUUAUUGCAGAAUUUCAAGAGAGUUUCUAAAGUGCCUUUUGGUGUUUGAUUGAACAGUCUUCUCAUAUUGCUCACCACAUCUCACCAUGUUGAGACUCUUUGUGUUGCUUACAGCAGUGGUCUGCUGCAAUGCCUGCAAAUUCAUAAAGUUGAACAAUCAAGAUACCACUGGCAGUGAAGAAUCAGGUUGUUCUGACUCUGAUGGAAAUUUCCAUGAAUUUUACUCUGAUUGGGAGAAUGGACCUGAAACAUGUGUCUGUGUGGAAUUUGGAAUCAUCUGUUGUAAAAAGUUUGGGGACGGCACUGUCCCACCCAUCCCUGAAUCCACCCCUGGAAUCAUCAUCGAUUACUUUGGAGCAUUCACUGAGAAUGACGUCGUAGAGACUGAAGAACUCAGCAGUGAUGAAUUGCUUGCUGCUCCUGAAGUCGUUGCUGAAGACUCUCAUGAGCCAGCUGAAGACUCUCAUGAGUCAGCUGAAGACUCUCAUGAGCCAGCUGAAGACUCUCAUGAGUCAGCUGAAGACUCUCAUGAGUCAGCUGAAGACUCUCAUGAGUCAGCUGAAGACUCUCAUGAGCCAGCUGAAGACUCUCAUGAGUCAGCUGAAGACUCUCAUGAGUCAGCUGAAGACUCUCAUGAGCCAUCUGAAGACUCUCAUGAGUCAGCUGAAGACUCUCAUGAGCCAUCUGAAGACUCUCAUGAGUCAGCUGAAGACUCUCAUGAGCCAGCUGAAGACUCUCAUGAGCCAGCUGAAGACUCUCAUGAGUCAGCUGAAGACUCUCAUGAGCCAGCUGAAGACUCUCAUGAGCCAGCUGAAGACUCUCAUGAGUCAGCUGAAGACUCUCAUGAGCCAGCUGAAGACUCUCAUGAGUCAGCUGAAGACUCUCAUGAGUCAGCUGAAGACUCUCAUGAGUCAGCUGAAGACAGUGAAUAAUCCAAACAUCCUGAACAGCAAAAAAUACUUCUGCAUAUAUACUUUUUUUUAUUUUUUUUAUUUAAUGAGGCUUUACACUGAUAAAUAAACAUACCUGAGCAUC